Molecule: messenger RNA, 2490 nt
Organism: Cephus cinctus (wheat stem sawfly)
Lineage: Eukaryota; Metazoa; Arthropoda; Insecta; Hymenoptera; Cephidae
Product: probable V-type proton ATPase subunit D 2
Exons: 4
Coding region: 385-1119 (244 amino acids)
Cellular component (GO): proton-transporting V-type ATPase complex
Molecular function (GO): proton-transporting ATPase activity, rotational mechanism
Source: RefSeq, a predicted model, not a curated record
AGUUAAAACAGCAACAAUCAAGACAGAGAGAGUUACCCACAACUGGAUUGAUUUAUCGUGUGCCAUUUCGAACUUCUAUUUACUGCCACCAGAUGUCAUGGUAACUGUCAGAUCCCUAUACCAAUUUAAUUAUUUCAACCAACGGUGUAAUCGACUAAAAUCUGUAUCAGUUGGUCCAAAUAAACUUGCCGUGAUAGCAGCUGGUAGCUGAUGUUAGCAAAUCUUUGUUUCUGUAUACAUAUAAUAGAUAUUAGUUUAUAUAAAGUACAAACAAUAAUCUAAGAUUAAUCGCACCAAGAAUAAUGACACUGAAAUAAGGUAAUUCGCAUCGAUAAAAACAUAAGACGAUCAUCGUAAUCGUCGAUAUCGAUAAGAAAGAAAAUUAUGGCGACAAGCGAGAGACUUCCAAUAUCGCCAACGCGGGGUUCGCAAACGCAAAUAAAGCUGCGUCUAACCUCGGCGAAGAAAGGACACAAUUUAUUGAAAAAGAAAGCCGACGGUCUUCAGAUUCGUUUCAGGACAAUAUUAAUGAGAUUAAUUAAAAAUAAAGUAUCUACCGGAGAAGCCAUGAAAGAAGCAUCCUUCUCGUUAGCCCAGGUGAAGUACAUAGCCGGUGAUAUACACCAGCUGGUGCUACAAACGGUGGACAGAGCGAGAAUAAAGAUCCGAUCAAGAAAAGAGAAUGUGGCCGGCGUGAAUCUCCACCUUUUUGAGUAUUACGAAGACGCAUCGGAUACUUAUGAAUACGCUGGUUUAGCCAGAGGCGGACAGCAGCAGGUGUCUAACCUAAAAAAGAACUACCGCAGGGCAAUAGAACUCCUUGUGGAAUUGGCAUCCCUGCAAUAUGGUUUCGUUACCCUGAACGAAGUGAUUACAUCGACGAAUCGACGUAUAAACGCCAUAACCUAUAUUCUCAUACCCAGGUUAGAGUGCACCCUGAGGUACGUCAUCAGUGAACUGGACGAGCGUGAACGCGAGGAAUUUCAUCGUUUAAAGAAAUUGCAAGACAAGAAGAAAAUGAGAGCAAAGCUUGCAUCUCAGAUGACAACAUACGAUUACCCUGCGGUAGAGGCUUAUCAUAUCCUGGGUGAUGAAUCCGACGAAGAUAUCCUCUUCUGAGUGUUCAGCAACACGCAAAACUGCAUCUUUUCGUGAUCUCCAAAGAAAACCACUGCUAUUCACGUACAUGUGAUACUCGUCGGGCCCCGUUUUAGGGCCUUAUUUUCGUGCUGCUUCUUUCUGCUAUGCCGAAGUACGCCCGUAGAAAGGUUCGAGCGUGCAGCAACGGCAGCGAGGUCUCAUUAUCAUAUCCCAGUGUUUGGCGGCGGUUAAGGCCGGCUUUAUGGGCUGUAUUUUCUUGGUAUAAUUGGGCCUCGUCUCCGAGGCCGCUACUCCCAUCUUGACUGCAAGAUCCUGCUACACCCGUCUCUUCCUUUUGGUUCAUUAAUUAAUUUCGUUCCCGUUUCUUAUUUACUUGGGAGAGGUGUGAACACGCCUCGUUUGAUACCUCAUCCUCUGGAGCCAGUAUACAAGGAAUGCACUGGGUGUGCAUAUGUAUAUGUACUUCAGUGUAGCCGCCGCUGGGAUUUAAGUGGAGCCGAGGAGAAACGACUGCAGGAAUGGUGGGGAUAAACAGACGCCGCAAGCUGCUACUACGGCGGGAGGUUUAGUAAUGUAAGAAGCGUUGAACGGGGAGGUUGUGUCGCGGUUGGAUUCUGUGUUUACGCGUCAAGAAUCGCGCGAAUAUUGAAAUCUUAUUUUUUUUUUUCUUUGAAUAUAAAAUCGAAUCGUGUCUCGUGAAUAUUUAAGUGAGUGGGAACAAAUGCGUUGUAUUGUUCCGAAGUAAAAAUUUAACAGUGAAUACAGUGACUUCAAAUUGGAGAAUUAAAAAGUUUCUGUACUAUUAGGAAUGAAUUUUUGCUUCGUCUUUUAAUAAGUGUUGGAUUUUUCCUGUUUCGUUGAAAUUUUAAUUCGAAUGAACGAAUACGUUACGUCUAAAGGAUGCAUUGAGAGCUAUCAUGAUUUCGUUGAAAUGUAUUUCCCCGGCUGUGCGACUGUCAGCCGUCCGAUAAUGAAUUGACCAAUGACAUAACGUGAUUUUGCUCUGUGACAUUUUAAAUACGUGCGACACGCGUUAAUAUCUUUCACGUAAGUCUUGUGCAAUUGUUUUGUCAUUAAUUUUUAAAAUUAUCUUUAAACUGUUUUAUGAGACUUAUUAACGAGAUGAUAACAGGAUUCUAUAAUCUGACGUUUACUUCGCUAGAUGAGCCUCGGGUGAUUUUCAAAUAAUUUACAAGGCUUCGGAUUGUUAAGAAGUUCAAACUUGCCGCGCUUUUAAAUACACUUGAAUAUCGUAGUAAUCCGUGAAAUUGCAUGUAAAACGUUAACCAUGAAAUCACAGUGAAUAGUGAUUAACUACAAUACUAAUAUUCCGAAAGAAAUAUAUCGCUAGUCUUUUCAAAAAUUAAAUUAUUAAAUAAAUAAUCAACA